GCCAUGCAUGACGGAGAUUCCACCUAGAGCUCGAUCGGAACCCAGCAUUAUCUGAGGAUCAAGAAAGGAUCAAUGGAUCCUGCAGGAUCGCUGACGAGUCCAGCUCUACCAUGGAGCUACCUGGCCUGCGGCCUCCUGGGCCUGGCGCUCCUGUGGCCGGCCACCCGGCUGCUGGAGCAACUAUGGCGGCGGCCGAGGCGGCUCGAGCGAGCUCUCCGCGGCCAGGGCCUCGGCGGCACGCGGUACCGCUUCCUCACCGGCGACGCGAUGGAGCUCGGCCGCCAGAACAAGGAGGCGUGGGCCAAGCCGCCCCUGCCGCCGCGCUGCCACGACAUCGCCGCCCGCGUCAUGCCUUUCCUCCACGGCGCCGUCCGGGAGCACGGCGCGCCGUGCGUCUCCUGGUUCGGCCCUGUCCCCAAGGUGACCAUCACCGACCCUAGGCUGGUGAGGGAGGUGAUGGCCGGCAAGUUCGGCCACGUCCAGAAAGUCAAGUUCCCGGUGCUGGCCAAGCUGCUCGCGCUCGGCGUCGGAACCUACGAGGGCGAGAAGUGGGUCAAGCACCGCCGGAUCCUCAACCCCGCCUUCCAUGCCGAGAAGCUCAAGCUCAUGUUGCCGGCGUUUUCUUCGUGCUGCCAAGAGCUCGUCGGCAGAUGGACGCAGUCCCUUGGCCCCGACGGCUCGUGGGAGGUGGACGUCUGCUCCGACCUCCAGACCCUCACCGGAGAUGUCAUCUCUCGCACCGCGUUCGGGAGCUCUUAUCUCGAGGGAAGAAGGAUUUUUCAGCUGCAGUCUGAGCAGAUUGUGCGCUUCAUGGCGGCCCUUCACAAGUUUUUCAUUCCCGGUUACAUGUCGUUCCCUACCAAAAAUAACCGAAGGAUGCGUCAAAUUAAUAGCGAGAUUGAGUCCAUUCUGCGGAAUCUAAUUGCCAAAAGGAUGCAAGCUAUUGAGGAAGGAGAAAGCACGAAAGACGACUUACUUGGCUUAUUGCUCGAAUCAAACAUGGCAGACAAAGAUGCAAAUGGCCAAUCCGUCAAAGGAAUGUCGACCGAAGAGGUCAUAGAGGAGUGUAAGUUGUUCUAUUUUGCAGGAAUGGAAACAACAUCGGUAUUGCUCACAUGGACAAUGGUUGUGCUUAGUAUGCACCCGGAGUGGCAGGACCGUGCACGGGAGGAGGUUCUUCGCUUGUUUGGGAAACAUAAGAUUGACUACGAGGGUCUCAAUCGACUCAAAACUGUGACAAUGAUUCUUUAUGAAGUUCUCCGUUUGUACCCACCGGCUUCUUCAUUCACCAGGCAAACAUAUAAGGAGAUUGAGAUCGGAGGCAUCAAAUACCCAGCUGGUGUGAUCUUCGAGAUGCCCGUGUUGUACAUCCACCACGAUGAGGACAUUUGGGGAGAUGACGUGCACCAAUUCAGGCCCGAUAGGUUUGCGGAGGGGAUCUCCAAGGCAUCCAAGGACCCGGGAGCAUUUUUGCCAUUCGGUUGGGGGCCACGGACCUGCAUCGGGCAGAACUUCGCCUUGCUUGAGGCCAAGAUGGCACUGUGCAUGAUCCUUCAACGCUUUGAGUUUGACCUCACACCGGAGUAUACUCAUGCACCGCAUACUGUGAUGAUGUUGCGUCCCAUGCAUGGUGCUCAAAUUAAACUCCAGGCGAUCUCUUCGUAG
Lolium rigidum is the source of this 1665-nucleotide messenger RNA. Its product is annotated as cytochrome P450 72A15-like. Bases 73 to 1665 code for a protein of 530 amino acids. Gene Ontology annotation, molecular function: heme binding; iron ion binding; monooxygenase activity. The record is from RefSeq and is a predicted model, not a curated record. NCBI's taxonomy places the organism in Eukaryota, Viridiplantae, Streptophyta, Magnoliopsida, Poales, Poaceae. The transcript is spliced from 5 exons.